ACAAGUGCCUCAGAAUUCUUCCUCAUGGGACUCUCAGAGGAUCCAGACCUGCAGCCCUUUCUCUUUGUCCUGUUCUUGUCCAUGUACCUGGUCACCAUGUUGGGGAACCUGCUCAUCAUCCUGGCUGUCACCUCUGACUUCCACCUCCACAUCCCCAUGUACUUCUUCCUCUCCAUCCUGUCCUUGGCUGACAUGGGCUUCAUCUCCACCACUGUCCCCAAGAUGAUUAUGAACAUCCAAACUCAUAGCAGAGCCAUCUCCUAUGCAGGCUUCCUGACACAGAUGUCUACUUUCAUCCUUUUGGGAUGUACUCUUCUGACAGCAAUGGCCUAUGACAGGUUUGUGUCCAUCUGUCACACACUGCACUGCCCUGUCAUCAUGAACCCACCCCUCUGUUUCAUCUUAGUUUUGAUUCCUUUUUUGGUCAGCUUUUUGGACUCCAUGGUACACAAUUGGAUAAGCUAG
This is a messenger RNA of Phacochoerus africanus (Common warthog), 465 nucleotides long. Its product is annotated as olfactory receptor 7E24-like. The record is from RefSeq and is a predicted model, not a curated record. Gene Ontology annotation, molecular function: G protein-coupled receptor activity; olfactory receptor activity. The transcript has a single exon. Lineage: Eukaryota; Metazoa; Chordata; Mammalia; Artiodactyla; Suidae. Gene Ontology annotation, cellular component: membrane. Gene Ontology annotation, biological process: G protein-coupled receptor signaling pathway. The coding region runs from base 25 to 465 and encodes 146 amino acids.